GUACUCAUAAUAGUCUGAAGGGGGCGUCGGAAUAAAACCGAGAGACCGGAAGUGGAAGGGACUGCCGAAGGAGACAUUUUAAAAUAAACACCGAGCUAACAGCUAGCAGAGCUGCGAAGCUCAGAGCGGACUGCGUCAAAGCAAAUUCGCCUUCAUGCAAGUUGCGUUUAAUUAAAGCCGAUUAAGUAGUUUGAGUUCAUUUAAUGGAAAACCAAAGAACUUGAUAUUUUUUGAAAAUGUUGAUAAGUCCGACGCUGGAAAACGAAGAAUAUAACUAACACCGCGGUGAGCUUCUGUCCAGGGACAUUGGUCCAAGUUUGGUGGACCUUUGGGCUCUGGGCUAAACAAGAAUAAAGAUGGCUGAUUCCACAAGAGCAGAAGAAGUGUUGGAUGUUGAAUGCCCUCCUGCGUGCCUUGAUGAUCCUCAAUCAGCCACCGCCUCAGUUCUUGAAGAACAAGAUGAGCAUCUGAAAACAGAGACCACCACUAGUACAAGCUCACCCCCAAGAGAGAAGGAGAUAGACAGCCCCUUAAACACUGAGGGCGAGCAAAGUCUGCUUUCUAUGCCAUGUCUGAUGAAGGAGCUCCACAGAGACUCCCCAGAGUCCCACCGUGCAUCUACAGGGAGUGACAAGCUUGUGUCACGCAAUAUCUAUGAAAGUGACUCUUCAAACCCCUGCAUGCUGUCCCCUUCAUCUAGUGGGCACCUUGCUGACUCAGACACACUUUCCUCCGGAGAAGAGGGUGCCGCUCCACCUGCAGGAGGAGACGAAGGGGAUACCAUGGAGGCCACAAACGACCCUGGGCAAGAAUCAAAACAAACCUCUGCCACUGCCUCUGGAGGCAGGAAGUCCCGGCGGUCGCGUUCGGAGAGUGAGACGCCCCCCAGUGCGAUGGCGGCCAAAAAGAACCGCUGCCAACCUACAAUGGCCGCGGCUGCUGGGCAGGAAACCAACGGCAAACCGACGAAAGUGAAAGGUCACCGGAGCCAGAAACACAAGGAGCGCAUACGCCUGCUGAGGCAGAAACGUGAAGCAGCAGCACGGAAGAAAUAUAACCUGCUGCAGGACAGCAGUACCAGUGACAGUGAGCUCACAUGUGACUCGAGCACCAGCUCCUCUGAGGAUGAUGACACUUCAGGAGGAAGCAAGACAAUCCAGACAGAUAUUCCAGACGGGCCUCCAGUAGUGGGUCACUAUGACAUUUCAGACACUGAUUCUAACCAGGAGAGUAUAAAUGUGGAGGCAGUCCGGCCCACGGUGAUAAAGCAUGAGCUAAAAACACACAGAGGCCAGGAUUUGACAUCUCACUCUGGGUGUAUAAGAGCUCUGAGCUCGAUCGCAGGACAAGUGGAGCUCCAGCUGUCAAACAAGGAGAGCUCUCAACUCAAAGCCCAGGUUAAGAUCGCCUCAUCUGACAGUGAGGUGGAAAUUGUGGAGGUCCAAGAGAAAGCACGAUGUGCUCAUCCAUGCGGAGGGGUGAUAAAGAGUUUGUCUUCCUGGAAGGAAAGCUCAGUGGAGCACUUAAACAGCACAAAUCAGUCCCAGCUCUGGACUACAGUUUCCCCUCAGCACAACUGGGUGUCCCCUCCAGAAGUUGUGGACCUCACGUUGGACGAGGACGCCGGGCACAAAUAUCUCCUUUAAGCAGCUGGUUUCCCUCCAGACUCCUCCACCUGGCCUAGUCUUGACACGUCGGCUGAAAUCCUCUGUAGAUUUGCGGCCUUUUUGCCUGUAACCGCUCACGUACUGUUCCCGCACCAGUGGCGCUGUCUUGUUUUUUUUUUUUUUUUAAAUUAGUGUUGAACAAUCCUCUUCCUGCUGAAUUGUUUUGCCUCAUCAGUUAUUCAUUUAGUUGAAACGACAGCACUCAGAGUGACCUGUUCAUAGCAAUAUCCUCCCUUUACUACUUGAUACCUCACCUGCCCCCCUUCGAUAACUUGUGUGGAUGGGGAGGGGGGGGUCUUUUGUGCACCUAAAGAUUGUAUGGAACAAUCUUCUCCUUAGAUCAGAUCAUGACGAUUAACUUAUUUCACUAAAUGCUCUGAAGAAGAUGCUUUCAGGUUGCGUUUUGCAAAUGGUUGCAUUUCCAUAAAUAGUUUGCCAUUAUGGUCAGGGUGAGGGUUUUAUUUUAUUCUUUUUCUUUUUUUAGUAAAGUCUUAACACUGGAUGUGAUUUAAAUCAUUCAAUUGCUUUUAGCUGUUCCCAAUGUAGGUGAAACUUCAGUGAGGAAAUGAAAGAGGUGAUGCAGAUCUCUACAUGUUUUCUAAUCAUUAUCUUGCACUUAAAACUCAAGUUUUUAUGUGUGGAGGGUGGGGUCAAUCUUUAGGUCAAGCACAAAUCUAAGAGUGUUUUUUUUUUUUUUUCUUUGUUCCUUCUGAAUUUUCUGCUGGCUGUUGCGUCGUCUUUGACGGUUGUGGCUUGGGUCCUAUGUGUUAAUAUGCAAACGCGCCUUCCCAAAACAUCUUGACUUUACGCUGACUAACUUAUUUCACAAAAGGGGUUUUUCUUUUUCUUAAAAGUACAGAAAGUCACACUUGAAAACAAGAAAACAGACACUAAAAAUAUAAAAAAAUCAAAAGCAUACAAACACUGCUGCUUGUGUUGUGCUAAGAAAUCCAUUCAUGUUGUGGUUUGGAAUGAAAGAUAAAUAUUUGACUAACUUGGUUUUUGGUGAAUGUUUGUAUGACCUUGCAGUUUUAGUUUGGUGUUUUUACUUGUUUGCACACUGAUUUUGAAGAACUCCUUUUCAUUUUUUAUUUUUAUUUUUAAACUCUGGGGACCCCUUUCUGUUAACUGAGGAACUGCAUCUUCCAUUAAACCCUGCAAAGCGUCACUUCCUGAAUGCCUUGACAAGUGCACUGUUUCCUUUAGAAUAGUGAAAAAGCUUAUUCUUUUACACAAUAAAGCAGAGCAUUUUGGAGCCUCAACUACUAUUUUAGUAAAAAGAUGUCAUUGAAGCACAGAGUAAAAGGCAUUGUGGGACAUUUACUGAAUGCGCUGUUUUUACCCUGAACCUCAGGGCCUGCUUGCUCCUCAGACUUUUAAUGUCCUCAUGCAGCCAAGCUGGUAAUGUUUUGUUUCGUAUAAAUAAUUAUUUUUAAUUUUCUCUAUCACUCAACAAAUUAUAUUUACUUUCCUAAAAUAAAUUUUGGGAAUAAUAAAGUCAUAUUAACUUCUGCUGGUCACAGAAAGGGAAAAUUCUUAUAGGACUAAACCAAAGUCUAACUUUUAUUUUAUUUUAUUUUGGUUUUAUUCAUUUCAUAGUUCCUCCAAACUUUUUAGAAGCUUUUAAUUUGGAAAUGUAUUGCAUUUAUUGUGAAAAGUUGUGAUCAUGAAAUGUUUUAAGUUGAGUACAAUACUGUUUUUAUUUGGCCAGUUGUGAAUCAGCUGUACUCUGCUGUAAUAAUCCUCCACCUCAGCUAAAGGAAUCAGUUCAGUUACUUUUUUAGGUUGUUGGAAAGUUUGUAAGACGGAACCAACAUUUGUGGUGGAAACAGGGCGGAGUUUCCAUUACUGGUUGCACAUGGCAAGUUUUAAUGUUUUUUUUUUUUUUUUUAAAUCCAUCAGGAAUGUUUCCCAUUUCCAGUCAAUCAGAUUUCUUUUUUUUUAUUUGUUUUACUUGUCAGUAUUUUAAAUUAACAAAGACAUGUUAUUUUGUUGCUUCUGUAAGUCGCUGGCUUUGUUGGAAUAAAGUCAGUAGAACAAAAAAAAUAUUUUAAAAGUAAAUAAAUAGUGCUAUUUGAAGAUCUCCUGUAUGACGUUUCUUUUUGUUUGAGAUUCACAGGAAAAAGGUUUUUGGUUUAAAUAAUAUAUAACCUUAGAGCACUUUUGCUAUAAAGAAUGUGUGCACUUUUGCCUGGUAAUUUCUACACAAUGCUAUAUAUCCAAUAAAAAAUAUUUGUUAUUAAAAAA
Messenger RNA from Oryzias melastigma (Indian medaka), 3914 nucleotides. RefSeq names its product linkage group 12 C18orf25 homolog (gene ark2n). The record is from RefSeq and is a predicted model, not a curated record. Gene Ontology annotation, biological process: ubiquitin-dependent protein catabolic process. Bases 357 to 1646 code for a protein of 429 amino acids. The transcript has 5 exons. Gene Ontology annotation, molecular function: ubiquitin protein ligase activity. Lineage: Eukaryota; Metazoa; Chordata; Actinopteri; Beloniformes; Adrianichthyidae.